UCACAGGUUCUUAGUUGGACACAAAAAGUAGACCGUUAGCAGAAAUUUGAUAAUUAUUAUUACAAUAUGUAACUUUGCAAAGGAAUACAGGAGAAUUCAAAAUCAUAUAUAUUUUUGCAAAAGCUGGUAGUACAAUGUUCAUAUUAAUGUGUUUCCAAUUUGGUUUGUGAAUCAAUAUGAUGUAUGUAAUAUGGACCGCUAUUGCGGGUGUUCUAGCUGCAAUUCUUCUUUAUAUAGACUAUCUGUUGAAUUCAAUGAAAGAAAUUGAUAGAAUGGAAUUUGAAGGCAAACUUUAUCUCAGACCGUCAAUUGUUCAAUUGCUGAGCAAUCUCAAUAAAAGUGACAUUAUGCGACCGAAGAAAGUUUACAGGGUGACCUAUGACAAUGGGUUCGAAUUGCUGCUGCCUAGACGAGAAUGGGCCGUUGCUGCAAAAGAAGCUUUAACUCUUGACUAUCAGAGUGACGAUAUCAUUGUUUCGUCGUUUCCAAAAUCUGGUACAACUUGGAUUCAAGAAAUUACCUGGCUGAUUUGCAACAACUCAGAUACUGUGGCUGCGAAGAAAUGCCCUCUCCAAAAUCGCUUUCCAUUUUUGGAGAUGGCAUCGCUAAGCAACAACAGUGCUCUCGGGAUAAAAAUAUUGGAAAAGUGGCCAAAAAAUAAGCAAAGACUAAUCAAGACGCAUUUGCCAUUUGAAACGUUGCCAAUAGCAUUUCAAACUGGAAAAUGUAAAGUCAUUUAUGUUGCAAGGAAUCCCAAAGAUGUUUGUGUUUCGCUGUAUUAUUUUGGUAUAAUAAAUACAGCUGUCCCUCAUCCUGGAAAUUGGAGCACAUUUCUAGCCUCAUAUUGUUCCGGAGAAAUAAUUUAUGGAAGCUGGUUUCCACACGUGAAGGGAUAUUGGAAAAAAUUUCAAGAAAACAGGAGCUGGAUUUAUUUCACAACGUAUGAAGAAUUAACAAAAGAUCUCAGAGGACAAAUUAUUUCAAUCUCAAAAUUUCUGGAAAAGAACUUAACAGACCCACAAAUCGACGUCAUAGCUAAACAUUGUACGUUUGAAAGCAUGAGUAAGAACAAAAGCACCAACUAUUCGCACUUGACUGAUAGAGGUCCUGGAUUCAAAAAUGCAAAGUUUAUGCGCAAGGGAAAAGUAGGAGAUUGGAAAAAUUAUUUCACUUUAAACCAAAAUGAAGCAUUUGAUAAUUUGUAUGAAGAAAACAUGAGGGACAAUGGAUUGGACUUCAAAUUCGAAUUAUAAUUAUUAUACCCAUGUAAUCAAUAAUGUAACAUCAAGAUCUUACAGGAUAAACUUGUCGACUGCUACCAAAUGAAGCAAACGUACCACACAUACUGAUUUCAUGGUAUUCGACAAUUCCUAUUUUAUAUAUAUAUAUGAGAAUAAUUGAAUAUAUGAAAAAAAUUGAUUCUCUGUGUUUUCAAUCAGUUAAAAUUUUCUAAAUUACACGACCUUAUAACACUUAGUGAUUUUCAAUAUAUCGGGGUAUACAAAUAUAUU
Messenger RNA from Styela clava, 1511 nucleotides. The record is from RefSeq and is a predicted model, not a curated record. Lineage: Eukaryota; Metazoa; Chordata; Ascidiacea; Stolidobranchia; Styelidae.